Exophiala bonariae is the source of this 1449-nucleotide messenger RNA. RefSeq lists its product as uncharacterized. NCBI's taxonomy places the organism in Eukaryota, Fungi, Ascomycota, Eurotiomycetes, Chaetothyriales, Herpotrichiellaceae. The transcript has 4 exons. Bases 1 to 1449 code for a protein of 482 amino acids. The record is from RefSeq and is a predicted model, not a curated record.
AUGCCACUCCUGGCUGCUGCACUCUGCUCACUUUUAGGGCAAUGUUCGGUCUCAGCAGGAAACGGCAAGGAAAUUGCAGAACUUCAACAGAACCUGGCCAACUAUGUUCAGGAGAAUCAGUCUGUGAUAUCUAGCAUGUCAGGGCAUGAUCUCAACAAUCUGACUUCCGAGGACAACGAACCACAAAUUAGCGACGAGCUGACGCCACCCACAAAACCUCCGAGGUCUGCAACGGCUUUGAAGCAAGAUUCCAGUUCCCGCAAUCCAUACCUACCGAUCGACAGUUCACCCGAUUUCCCUUUCAUGACGCCCUGCAGUUUCUUUGGGGAGCCCCCUCCGCUUUCAGGAAGUCUUGGCAAUGAUGUCGCAUCAGCUGCAGAAGAUAUUGGCUUGAACGUAAUCAUCAACUAUAUGAAGAGGGCUUGUAUGGAAAUAUCCAGGCACGAUCUUUUCGAGGGCUACCUCGCGCACUGUACUUCGGGACAUAACGAAGAGUUGAAGGAAGCGAAUGAGGAUUCAAACCGUCAGGAACGGGAGCGCAAACGAUCAUCUCCAAACUUCAUGUGCCAUAGCGGACCCGAAGAGAAUGCUUCCAAGUCGAAGAAGCGUCCACUAUCGACAAUCAUAAUGCCGCCUUCCCGUACUCCAUUCACAGAGAUCCUAGCUACCACUGUGCUACCAUCCAGUGUCACCAGCUCUCGUCGACCUUCGACAACGUCCUCAGCAGUCUACUCAAGUUUCACAGAUCAUUCUCCACUCUCAGAGUACACCUUCCAUCUACAAAAAGAGGAUACUUGGCCACGUCGGCAGACAGGACAUUAUACGGCGAUUCCUCAAGUCGAGCUAAACGAUCAUCCGAUGGCUUGUGCAAUAACUAGUUUCAUGGAUCUUGCCCGAACAAUGCUGACGCAAGGGAAACCGAUUCAAGAGAUCUUUGGUCCCGAGAGAGCUAUUGUCGAUUUGCUAUUCAGAAAAAGAAGACAGUCCGACCCCCAUUCUGUAUGUCAUUUUGCAGCCGAGUUAUGCGCAGGUAUCAAAGACAUGGAAAUGCCUGCCAAGUUGGGCAUAACCUUCAUGUACAUCUAUUUACUACGGUGGAUGAUCCUACCUUCAUCAGACAGUUACAGCAAGGUGCCCGACAUAUAUCGUCCUACGCGGAUGCAGAUCAGCGUUCCCCAUUGCGCCAUCAUCGAGUUCUGCCCUUUCCCUCUACUUCGCGAUGCUUUGUGUCGUCGUAACCGGGAUUUCCUGACCACGUUUGCGAGCAACAUCAGUUGUAAUUGGCCAUACCCGACAGAAACGUGCAUAGAGCGGGACCCUAGAACAGGGCAUAUCAUGCUCACGGAUGAUUUUGCACGACAUUCUCUGGAUGCUGGACACUGGACAGUGCAGCCGGUUGUUUUUGAGACCUUUCCUGAAUGUCGAGGUCUCAUCAGGACUUUUUCUUGA